Phyllotreta striolata is the source of this 2313-nucleotide messenger RNA. NCBI's taxonomy places the organism in Eukaryota, Metazoa, Arthropoda, Insecta, Coleoptera, Chrysomelidae. The record is from the annotation of a GenBank genome assembly.
AUGGUGUACACGAUUAGCGAAAAUGUGGAGAGAAUCGGAGAAAUCGGUAACACCAUGGACGCCAAAUUCCAAAAGAUAAACACCACCGAAAACGAUGGAUCCUUCAACGAAUUGGACCAGAAGGAGAAACUGAAAAUUUGGAAAAACGUCCUUCUAAUAGGAUUCGCCUUCAUGAUCCACUUCACCGCCUUUUGGGGCGCUUCCAAUCUACAAAGCUCAGUUAACUCAGAAGCAGCCUUAGGCACAUUCACCCUAGCUAGCAUCUACGGCUCUCUGCUCAUAUCAAAUAUUCUACUACCCGCUUUGGUCAUCAAAUGGCUGGGAACGAAAUGGACCAUCGCCUUGUCCUUCAUCCUCUACAUGCCGUUCAUACUCUCCCAAUUCCACCCGGCAUUCUACACGCUAAUUCCAUCGGGAUUGGCGGUGGGCUUGGGCGGAGGUCCUCUCUGGUGCGCCAAAUGCACUUACCUGACGGUCAUCUCCGAAGCCUACGCCAAACUCGCCGGCGUUCGCGCCGAAGUCGCCGUCACCAGAUUCUUCGGGAUAUUCUUCAUGUUCUACAACUUCUCGCAGGUGUGGGGCAACCUCAUCAGCUCCGCCAUUUUAUCUUCUGGUGAUGCAACGCCGAUGGAAGGUAUCGGUAAUGGUACAUCUUCAGUUGCUGAUGUGUUAACCAAAAUUGAAUCGGACAAUUCGGUUAGUACGGAGAGCCAAUGUGGUGCAAAUUUCUGUCCUGGAUCCGCCUCAGCUGAUGCUACACCCGCCUUGGCUCCACCGUCGCCGGCUAAAAUCAACCUUAUAGCCGGAAUUUAUUUCUUCUGCAUGGUGGCAGCCGUGGCGAUAGUCAGUAUUGGCGUGGAUAGAUUGUCUAGGUACAGGAAGAACAGAAACAACAACGAACCGGCUACAUCCGGAUGGAAGUUGCUGAUAGUAACAUUAAAACACGCGAAGCAACCUCUUCAGAUUCUGAUACUGCCCAUUACAAUGUUCAUAGGAGCAGAACAGGCGUUCCUAGCAGCUGAUUACACAGCCGCGUUCGUUUCCUGCAGCUGGGGCAUCAGCAACAUCGGCUUCGUCAUGGUUUGCUUCGGCGUGUGCAACGGACUAGCCUCGAUAUUCUCCGGGAGUUUGGCGAAAAUCACCGGCAGGAGGCCGGUGGUGUACUUCGCUUUCCUGCUGCACAUGGUCCUGCUGGUAACGUUGCUGUUGUGGCGACCCAGCCCCGAUCGAAACUGGGUGUUCUUCCUCGUCUCGGGUCUAUGGGGAGUCUGCGAUGCACUAUGGCUGGUCCAAAAUGGUGUUUAAUUACAGCUAGAUUUCAUGAAAAAAUUCGGUUAUUUACAACUGGAUAACGACAAUAACGAAGCAUUGUAUAGAGAAGAAGGAAUAUCCGAUACAAUCAAAACAAUGCAGCGUUUCGGAGGAAUCGAAGAAACAGGAAUUUUCGACGAACAAACCCAGAAGCUAGUAACUUUACCUCGAUGUGGAGUCCCCGACAUAAUCAGAUCGAAAAGGGAAAGACGGUAUGUACUCGGACCAGAAAAAUGGAACAAGAGAAACAUUAGCUAUUUCUUAGCCAAUUGGUCCCCGGAACUGGGAGAGCAACUGGUCCAAAAUAACAUCCAACGAGCCUUGGAUAUUUGGGGAGGAUACGGGAGGCUAUCAUUCCACCGCAAACACACCCAAGACGCGGACAUUAUAGUGGCCUUUGCCCAAGGAUACCACGGCGACAGCAUCCCGUUCGACGGUCCCGGGAAAAUCCUGGCGCACGCCUUCUUGCCGCAGGAGACGAGCGAUCGCGGGGGUGAUAUACACUUCGAUGCCGAUGAGUUAUGGGUGGAUAAAUCGAAUGAAGGGGAUGAUGCAUCGGAGGGAACGGAUUUUUUUACAGUGGCUCUGCACGAGCUCGGACAUUCGCUCGGUUUGUCCCAUUCCACGGCGCAGAAUUCCAUCAUGUUUCCCUACUAUCAGGAGCUCGAAAACGGGGUGCGUUUGGGCUACGAUGAUAUUUUGGCUAUGUAUGAUUUGUAUAUUCGUAGUAGUUUGAAAGAUGAGGAGGUUUUUAAAAAUUACGAGGAUGGAGAUGGAGGAGAGGAGACUACUGAAACUAGUGAAUCUACAAGUACAACAAUGUCUGAUAAUUUUACUAUUUCAACUAAUUCCGAAUAUUCAGAAGAAGACUCGACCUAUACCUCUUUGCAAACUGAUCUCAUUGAAACAACAGUAUCUUAUAAUUUUACUGAAAUUUCAACAACUUCCUAUAAAUACCCAACAACAAUCACCGAUAAAUCAUUUCUAACUGAUGACUGGUGA